Messenger RNA from Endocarpon pusillum Z07020, 1533 nucleotides. RefSeq lists its product as uncharacterized. Lineage: Eukaryota; Fungi; Ascomycota; Eurotiomycetes; Verrucariales; Verrucariaceae. The record is from RefSeq and is a predicted model, not a curated record. Gene Ontology annotation, molecular function: heme binding; iron ion binding; oxidoreductase activity, acting on paired donors, with incorporation or reduction of molecular oxygen. The transcript is spliced from 4 exons. The coding region runs from base 1 to 1533 and encodes 510 amino acids.
AUGGGAACUCUCAUGUAUCCCAAACUGUUGUUACUUUCCAGUGCUCUAGCCCUCUCAUAUCUUAUCAGUCUUGCUUUCUAUCGUCUUUUCUUGCAUCCGCUUGCAAAGUUUCCUGGUCCUAGGUUGGCAGCGAUCACACGAUACUAUGAAGCCUACUACGAUUUGUGGAAAGGAGGGAUGUACAUCUUCAAAAUCAAGGAGAUGCAUGAUAAAUAUGGCCCCAUUGUGCGCAUAAGCCCUUAUGAGCUCCACAUCAACGAUCACGAUUUCUACGAAAAGCUGUAUGGGCAUGAUGGUCGCUUCAAUAAAGACGAGUUUGCCGUCAAGCCACUUAACGCUCCGUUCUCCGCGCACGGUACAACUGAUCACAAUCUGCACAGGAUCAGACGAGCAUCUCUGAAUCCCUUCUUCUCAAAGAAAAAGAUUGUUUCCCUUGAACCGGUGCUUCAAGGCCAGGUUGAGAAACUCUCGAGGCGCAUGGAGGAAUUUGCAGAUUCAGGCAAGGUCAUGCCUCUUGGGUAUGCUUAUGCAGCUUUCACCAUGGACAUUGUUACGGAGUAUGCUAUGGAGAAAAGCUACGGGAACCUGGACCAUGAGGACUUCAAUGCAGACCUGUGUGAUUGUGUUAAAGGCGUGGGCCCUAUCUGGCACCUGGGAAAGCACAUUCCCUGGUUCAAUCAAAUCUACGCUAUGACCCCAAGCUGGGUCAUCCAGAAGCUGCUGCCAAAAUCCGGUCAUUGGAAGGCAUUUCAAGAUGACUGCAUUGUCCAGAUCAUGAAAGUCAUGUCAGCUGCGGAGAGCGGAGCAAUCAACGAAAAAUUCCACCAGACAGUCUUCCGUGAGAUCCUGAAAUCGGACGUCCUCCCGGCACAGGAAAAGACUGUAGAGUGCCUCCGCGAUCAAGUACAGAGUAUUGUCAGCGCCGGCACCGAGACCACGGCGCACACGCUCCGCGUCAUCACCGUCCACCUCUGCCUCAAUCGGCCUAUACUCCAAAGACUCCGCGCCGAGAUCCGAACCCUCCAGCCAGACCCGUACACGCCGGCAAAGCUCCUGCAACUCGAAAAGCUCCCCUACCUCACCGCCACCUGUCUUGAAGGGCUCCGUCUCUCUUCCGGUGUCUCCGCGCGGCUCCCUCGGAUAUCCCCCGAUCAGAUCAUCAGGUACGGCGACUGGGAGAUCAUGCCCGGCACCCCGGUCGGUAUGACCCGCAUCUUCAUGCACGAGGACGAGACCAUCUUCCCCGACCCUGCUGCUUUCAAGCCGGAGCGCUGGAUGGUGGAUGCUGCGGAGCGAAGGAGGCUAGAGCGCUAUCUGCUGCCGUUCUCGAAGGGUGCUAGGAACUGCGUGGGGAUUCAUCUUGCUUGGGCAGAACUCUACCUCUGCCUCGCCGCUGUGGUUUCCCGCUUCGACCUUGAACUGCAAGGAACCACUGUCGAGGACGUAGAGUUUGGGAGCGAUCAGCUUAUUCCUGAAACGAAGGGGAAGAACGGAGUCAGCGUGCUUGUCAAGAGAGUCCAGGAUUGGGAUUAA